AAAUAUUGAGAAAUUGAGUACAUAGGGAGGACUGUACAAAACAUUUUUUCGGCAUAAUGGGAAAGCUAAACGUGACAAUGUUACGUUAUUUGUCUAAGGAAGAUUUCAGGGUUCUUACUUCGGUAGAAAUGGGAAUGAAGAACCAUGAACUGGUUCCCUCUCCGCUGGUGGCAUCCAUUGCACAUCUUCAUGGUGGAGGCUGUCACAAGGUGCUCAGAGAACUCAAUAAACACAGACUUGUAGCUUACGAGCAUGGUGGGAAAAGAUUUGAGGGCUAUAGAUUAACGGUAUCGGGGUAUGAUUACUUGGCGCUGAAGGCCCUGGCCAGUAGAGAUGUUAUAUACUCUCUAGGCAAUCAGAUAGGAGUGGGCAAGGAAUCAGACAUUUACAUAAUAGCAGAUAAUGAAGAACACCAGUAUGCCUUGAAACUUCACAGGUUAGGACGGACUUCUUUCCGACAACUGAAAAACAAGCGAGAUUAUCACAAACACAGGAACAAUGUAUCCUGGCUCUACCUGUCUCGCCUGGCAGCAAUGAAGGAAUAUGCUUAUAUGAAGGCACUGUAUGACAGAAAGUUUCCAGUUCCUAAACCAGUUGAUUUUAACAGACAUGCUGUUGUAAUGGAACUACUCAGUGGUUACCCCAUGUGUAAUGUGAAGAGUGUGGCAGACCCAGGCCGGGUGUACAAUGAUUGUAUGGAGCUGAUCGUCAGACUCGGGAACUGUGGAGUCAUUCACGGAGAUUUUAACGAAUUCAAUCUGAUGAUUGACGAUGAUGAACAUGUUACAAUGAUUGAUUUUCCACAGAUGAUUUCAACAUCUCAUCCUAAUGCUGAAUGGUAUUUUGACAGAGAUGUGAACUGCAUAAGAGAUUUUUUUGCCAGGAGAUUCCACUAUGAAAGUGAACUUUUCCCAAAGUUUUCUGAUUUAAGAAGAGAUGAUGAUCUAGACGUGGAGGUGUCAGCCAGUGGAUUUACAAAAGAAAUGGCAGAAACAUUUGAUGAGGCUGCUGAGGAUUACAAUAUCAGAGGAGGCCCUGAUCAGCCCAGAACUAACGAUACUGACGAUGAUUCUGACGAGGACCCUGAGGACGAUGAUAAUGUAGAUGAGGAGGAAGAGGAGAAAGAUCCACGAGAUACAAACCCAGCUGAGGACAGACUUCAUCCUCCUGUAAGUGAAACAACAAAGAGUGAACACAUGGAAGAUGUUUCUCCGAGUGGAAAUGACAGAGUUGGUGACAAUGGUGAGGACAUUUCAUUAAGAAACAGUUUAGGUGGUAGUGACGAAGAAGAUCUAGAGGACCUGCAUAACCAGAAUAGGACUUUAAGGCCAUUCAGAAACGAGGAGAGUCUAACACACACCAAUUCACACAGAAGGAAACAUUUAGAGAGUACUAGUGUUAGUGUGACCAGUACAGCAUCAAGCAUGGACCCCAGUCUGAUAAAAGCGAAAGUAAAACAACAGAUGAAGAAGAAAUCUGCUGUACAGGAAGCUAGGAGGAUAAGAAAAAAACUCCUUGAUGACAGAUCUUACAGAAUGACCUGUGCUGUUGGAUUUUCUGGAGUCAUCUUUGGUUUGAAAGUUCUAGUAACUCAUUACAGUCCCUCUGGUACCCAGUAUGCCCUGGGAUUUAUACCAGUGCCGAGCAAGUACAUUUUCUGGGCAGAACUUGUCCUUAUCCAGUUAAUUACCCCUAAUGCCUCAUUCGUGGGUCAUUUGGCAGGAAUUCUUGUUGGAAUGCUAUACAUUAAAGGACCAUUAAAAAUGAUCAUGGAUAGUUUUCUGCAGCCUUCUGAUUACAGACGCUUCUAUGGUGGAGGCUAUUCAAGAAAUAAUUACUCGGGCUACAGAAACCAGCCAGGAUAUGGAAAUAACUACCCUGGUUAUGGAAAUGCCGGGUACAGUGAUUACACAGGAGGCUUGUCUGAGGAGGAGCAGAUAAGAAGGGCCCAGGAGGAAAGCCUCCGAGGGACCAGAAAUUCUGAGAGACUUUAUCCAGACCUUGAUGAAUUAAGACAAAGAAGAGCUGAUCGAUUUAACUAGUGUUAGAAUACCAAGCAGACUAUAAACUCCAUUUACUUUGUGGAACCCCUAUCAUACAUAUUUUUUAUAAAGAGAAAAUUCUUCUACCAUGAUGUCUAUGUUCAUCUUCUUUUUUACUUAUACUGUGCAAAAAGCUUUGUUGAAUGUUUUAUUAAAGUUAUGGAAAUGAU
This is a messenger RNA of Saccostrea cuccullata (small rock oyster), 2212 nucleotides long. Its product is annotated as serine/threonine-protein kinase RIO2-like. NCBI's taxonomy places the organism in Eukaryota, Metazoa, Mollusca, Bivalvia, Ostreida, Ostreidae. The record is from RefSeq and is a predicted model, not a curated record. The transcript has 11 exons. Gene Ontology annotation, biological process: protein phosphorylation; maturation of SSU-rRNA. Gene Ontology annotation, cellular component: cytosol; nucleus; preribosome, small subunit precursor. Bases 57 to 2042 code for a protein of 661 amino acids. Gene Ontology annotation, molecular function: ATP binding; serine-type endopeptidase activity; protein serine/threonine kinase activity.